GAACCGAAGUAGUCAGUGUGCCUCGAGGAGCACGAUCGUACGGCUCGCGACAAACGGAAAGGUGACGCGUUCGGUCACAUCACAACACUCUGCCUGUUGCAACCGCGAUGAUAAGCUAACGGUGCUUUGUGUUCUUUAGUAGAGCAGAGUAGAACGUGGCGUAGUAUGCUAAUGAAGAAAUGUUUACACGGUGGAGGUCUGGCAUAUUGAAUAUUGUUUUGCUGCUGACAUGCGUGAUUUUUGGUGGCAGAAGUGAACAACAGGUACAAACUGGAACGGCAGCCGGCAUCGACACAAACAAGACUCAUCUCCGGAACAGUGACUACGACUUUGAAUAUGCGCCGGAUUGGUCUCCAAUUAAUCGCACCCUUGGUUCGGUGUCAGCGGUAGCUUUCGAUUCCUAUGGAAAUAUAGUGAUCUUCCACCGGGGAUCCCACGUCUGGGAUGCACUUUCUUUCGAUCCCCAGAAUCGAUACCUACCGGUCAGCAGUGGACCGAUCGCCGAGUCGACAUUGUUAAUUGUCAGCAACCAAACUGGAUCACUUGUUAGCGAAUGGGGUGCUAAUUAUUUCUACAUGCCACAUGGACUUACCAUCGAUCGGAACAAUAGCUAUUGGCUGACGGACGUUGCUAUGCAUCAGGUAUUCAAAUUCGAUCCGGCUAUUUCCACGACGGAACCGCUACUAACCAUCGGUCGUCGCUUCCAACCGGGUAGUGACAUCCACAGCUUCUGCAAACCAACAUCGGUUGCUGUUUUGAGCAACGGGGAUUUCUUCGUCGCUGACGGUUACUGUAAUGGUCGAAUAAUGAAAUUUUCGUCUGAUGGCAACUUAAUACUUAGCUGGGGAAAAAAUUCUUUUGUCGUAACAAGAACAUUUAUGCUACCGGCGGGUCCUGUUCCGGAAAACUUCUUCGCCAUUCCCCAUGCAUUGACUUACGCGACCGAUAAGGAUAUUCUGUGUGUAGCAGAUCGCGAGCAAGGCCGAGUACAAUGCUUCAACGCCCAGGACGGGACAUUUCAUUCCAUGUACAGUCAUCCACAAAUCGGAAGCCGAAUUUUCAGUGUCAAGUAUGCCCCCCUGAAUGGUGGUGUAUUUUACAUUAUCAACGGUCCGCAGUAUACUAGCGAUAAGCAACCGGUCAGCGGCUUCAUCCUGUCGAUGACAACAAAUCAAAUCGCCGGUCGAUUUUUUCCCACCAAUGCACAAAGGGCAUUCAGUAACCCUCACGAUCUGGCUGUCAGUUUCGACGGGAGUCAAAUGUACGUAGCCGAGUUAUCCCCGGCCAAAGUUCACAAAUUUAAACGGAAAACCCUAGUACAACCAGAGCCGCAACCUACGGAACGAUCGCAAUCUUUGCGCAGUGAAACGCUUCCCGUCUCGAUUGAUCCGGUGUUAAGCACGGAAAGCCCCUAUGCCAGUACCUUGAUGAUCGUGUCUAUUGUGGGUAGUUUGUUAACAACGAGCUGUCUGAUAUUCUGCGUGUGGCGUACGAUUUGCCCGAGCUCGCAUGCCUCUGGCAGACGACAACGGUUUUCGACGCCCGUGGAAAAUAUUUCACUACGAAAUUUGAAUCGCUCGGAGGAACUGGAAGGCUCUGCCUGAGUACGCGUGCUUUACUGAUAAGUGAUAGUGAUGUUGUCGAACUGCACAAUGAUAACCUGCACUGUGAUUAAUACUAUCUUGAAUAAAUUUUGUUCCAGAAACACAA
Molecule: messenger RNA, 1710 nt
Organism: Topomyia yanbarensis
Lineage: Eukaryota; Metazoa; Arthropoda; Insecta; Diptera; Culicidae
Gene: Pal1
Product: peptidyl-alpha-hydroxyglycine alpha-amidating lyase 1
Exons: 5
Coding region: 180-1604 (474 amino acids)
Biological process (GO): peptide metabolic process
Cellular component (GO): membrane; extracellular region
Molecular function (GO): catalytic activity; protein binding
Source: RefSeq, a predicted model, not a curated record